AUGGAAUCAUCUUCAACGGUUACUAAAUUCCGUUUCAGAGAAUCCGAGAAUUCAAACGAUUCCGACACCAGCAGCUCUUCCAUUUCCUCCUUUUACUCUGACAAUGGCGACCAGGUGUCCGACCUCCAAUCCAUGGCCGGAAAGGGAAUAAAGCGACUUUGUGCCGAAUUACUGGAGAUAAAGGCGUUAUCGGAUGAAGAUUUUCAUGGAAACAUCUUCGCUAAUUAUUCUGCAUUUCUCGGUGUAUUUGACGAAGUAAAGGACAUGGAAAAGGAGCUGAUGAAACUGAAAACGCAAGUUUCUACACAGAAAGGGCUAGUAAAAGAAUUAGUCGACGGUGCGUACUUAAAGUUGUUAUCAGAGGAAACAAUGGAAUCAAUCAUUGAAGAAUCUGAGUUCGAUGAGCCGCCUCGCGAGCUGGAGGAUCGCAUCGACGAUGUUUCAGAAAUUCUGGACAGUCUACUGUCAGAAAACAGGAUAGAUGAAGCUAUAGGCAUUUUAGAAAUGGAGGAAGAGAAUUUACAAAGAGUGGUCGUUGAAUUAGGUGAUACCGCAUCGGAUGUUUUGAUGUUAUAUAAGUCUGUGAUUUCUGAGAGGAAAGCAAUGCUGACGAUGGAAUUAACUCUGGUGACUGAAAAUUCAAGAAUAAGUGCUCCGGAACUUCAAAAGGCACUGGUCGGAAUCUGCAGACUAGGUGAAGGUCAUCUUGCAACUCAAUUAUUGCUAAAGUAUUAUCAUUCGCGUAUUGCGAGUGGAAUACAUGAUUUGCAGAAUUCAAAGGCGUUUUUACAUGUGGUGUACGUUAGGGAACUUUCGAGGAGCUUUAUGAAGCUGUUUGGAGAAACUUCUCCUUUUGCUUCAGAAUUUAUUCAGUGGGUCAAUGAAGAAAUGGAAGUCUUUGCUGUUUCUUUUGCUAAACAUGUUAUGUCUGUAUCAGAGGUAAGCAGCAGACUGUCUACAGCUGUAGAAUCUGCGCAGUUUGCGCUGUCAUAUUGCUCUUUGUCAGAAUCUCAGAGAUUGGUGUUGAGGCCAUGCUUGAUCGAGCAUAUUAGCCCUUGCAUGGAAGAGGUUCUCCGGAUACAUGUAGAAGAUUUUAAGAAAGUCAUUGGCAUCUUUACAGAAACUGACGCUUGGGUUUUGGGUAGAUAUCUACUAUCUGGAAUUUUAAAUGAAAGCUACUCUUCUAUGGUUGUUGGGGAACGACCAGAAUAUUGCCGGCUCACCAGCAGCGGUAGGAAGUUCGUAACUGUGUUGCAGGCUAUCACUGGAGACGUUACCCCUUUGGUUGCACUUCAAUUGGAAGAUUCUAUUUUCAGAGGACUCAUGAACCUCUUCUCAGAGUAUAUAGCUAUCCUUGAAAGAGCCAUCACCUCAGAAACAAACGAGUCGAAAAGGAAUGGCUCGGGCAUAAUUUUGGCAGAGACAGUGCCUCAACAAGUUUCUAUUCUGGCAAAUCUAUCGACACUUGAAAAUCUGUUCUCUAGCACUAUUUUAAGUGUUUUUGGAAGCAACAAUCAUAUUAGUUCUGAGCAAAUGAAAAACCAGUCAGUUGGUUUUCAUCACCAGGAACUUGAAAGUCGUGUAUCAUUUGUUCAAGAUGCAUCCGCUAGGCUAAGAGCUCAUUUUUUCCAGCAAUUUAUUUGCAGAAUGAUGUCGCCUGAAACUGGCUGUAAACUGAGCCCCCAAAAGUUCAUGGACAGAAGUCAGGGUGAUCCUGGUGUGGUUCAUGGUGCGGUGCCCUCUGUUGCCUUUCAGGUGCUGUUUCUUGAACUGAGGAAACUUGGUAAACUUACAGAGGACGAUGUUUUUGAAGUGGAUUGGUUGAUGGAGCUGUUGAGGGAACUGAUUGAGGCCAUAUUUGUUUGGAUUUCAAACGACAAAGAGAUUUGGGAGAAUAAUGAAGAACAAUUGAAUUUUCAACAUCCUGACAUUCAGAAUCAGCUUGACCACCUGACUUCCUUUGCCCUCUUUACUGCUGACCAGCUUCAUCAACUUGCAUUAUUGCUUUCAGUUUUGCGUAUCCAAUCUAAUGCUACUCGUCAGUUUUUGUCUUUCGUUCUGGACACGCAUUUUUUGGUGGAAACCAUAAGAUAUGGAGAAUACUUCACAAAUCCCAUGGUUCCUGCAACUCUAAUGAAUUCAGUAUUCAAUUCCGCAGGAUUGGAUCCUACAAGAGAUGCCGAUGAUGAUGAUGAUGGUGGUGGUGGAUGGGUUAUGAAAGCUGCAGUUGAAGCGAUUGAAAAGCUGCUGGAGAUUGAGGAAACAGACUCUCCUUCAGAUGAUGAGCUUGUAGGAAUUUCUGUAGAUGAACCACAUGAAAACCCUUCUGAGCAUGCAAGUGAAACUCCAAAUGAUGAAGGCACAAUUUUUUCCGAGGAUUGUCUAAUGUUGGAUGAGAAUGUAGCGACCACAGAUGCAUUAGAAGUCGCCGUCCACCUGGGAAACACGAAUUUGAAUGCAGAGUUGAACCAAGCUGGACAGUUCCCAGAUCAUUUGAAAGACAAGGGUUGUUCUAUUGAUAGCAGUACGACAUGCCUGAAUGACAUUUCUGGAGAAAUAGAAGAUAUUGAAUCUGGAAAUGCAGCAUAUGAUAAAUUUCAUUUCGACCAGGAAACCACUUUACCAAACCUUCUGUUGUCAGUGACUGCCAGUGAAGCUUCUGGAGUGGGGUCUAAAUCUUCUCCCGAUACAUUCUUCAACGAAUCUUCACACAUCAUUGAUCGAAAAGCUAAAACGAAAAAUGGUGGCGCGAAAUUACUGAAUCCAAUACGCAAAAAAGGGCAAAAGGGCAACCCCACACCCUCCACCCUCCACCCCCGUCCCCUCUCUUCUGCCGCCAACAACCCUGGACUUGUUGAAGCGACCGUUUUUGCUCCCUUUUCCUGUUUGACCAAAACCGCAGAGUCUGGAUCAGAGCGUUGUCCUCUUUGUAAGGUUCAGUAUGGUGGCCGAGAUUUGAGGUGUUUGCCUUUUAUUGAAAACAUGGUGACAAUCUAUAGAAGCUUGGAUGCUGCUUUCAGUACUGGUAUUUUGCAGUCUCUUUCUGAUACUGGCAGGAUUUUGAAGCAAAGUCCUGCUUCAACAAGUACUGAUUGUAAGGAUAAGAAAUUAUUGGAAGCUCCUUGGGAGAAUAAUUCUUGUAGUGGGCGAUCCAAAUUAAUGAGCAACAAUUUAGCACAUGUUCCAUUGAAUCGCUCAGUUGAAAUUGGGGUUCGAAAUAAUGAGGUGACAGAUAAUUGCAAUGUGCCAAUGCAUGUUAAAGAUAAAGAGCAUGGGAUGAUUGGCAGCGGAGGGGAUGCAUCCAACAUCAAACAGAAUUUUGAUUCUCCACAAGUUGGUUCGCAAAUAAGAGCUAGGAGGCUUCACGAAUCUAAGAGUUUUCAAAUGGACAUGAAUCAGGCAGACCAAGCGUCGCCUAGAAGUCCUCCUUCAUUUGGUGAUAAGGAUUCAGAAAAUGACAGUAAUGAUCAGGGAGGUGAUGAUAGUCCACAAAAUUAUAAAGCAGAGCACUUGGUUCGACUAAAUUCUGAUAACAGAAGAAGACAAGAGAGGCACGACUGUUCUGCUUCUGAAACUGAGAAAGGCCAUUUGAGGGAUUCGAAGAGACAUAAGAAUUUGAACUACAACCCAUCAGGUUUAUGUGCAAAUAAUAUUGGUCAUAUCGAGCCAAAUACACCUCAAACUGAAAAUUUGAUAACCAGUUCUCAAUUACAGUCUCCUGCAACAUUGAAUAACUCAUUUGAAGAGAAAACUGCUUGUGGAUUCUGCCUUUCCUCCAGAAUCACAGAGAAUACUGGUCCAAUGUUGCAUUAUGCAAAUGGGAAGCAAGUAGUGGGAGUUGAAGCAACUCUAUCCAACACUAUACAUGUGCAUGCGAUAUGUAUUGAAUGGGCGCCACAAGUCUAUUAUGUUGGUGAUACUGUAAAGAAUCUGAAGGCAGAACUGGCUAGGGGUGCAAAACUUAAGUGUGCCAAAUGUGGGCUGAAGGGAGCAGCUUUGGGAUGCUAUCUAAAAUCUUGCAAGAGAAGUUAUCAUGCUCCAUGUGCAAUGGAAAUUACUAAAUGUCGAUGGGAUUUAGAAAACUUCCUUGUGCUUUGCCCAGCUCAUUCUUCAGUAAAAUUUCCAAAUGAGAAGUCCAAGUCUGAGAAACACAACAUAAAAAUUUCUUCUGUGCCGACUUCAGUUGCCCCAUCACAGUCUAACUUUUGGGCGGGAUCAUCUAGUGGAGCAAAGGAAUGGGUUUUCUGUGGAUCUGCUCUGUCUUCUGAGGAAAAGGUCAGUUUAGAUGACGGUUGA
Messenger RNA from Dovyalis caffra, 4296 nucleotides. The record is from the annotation of a GenBank genome assembly. Lineage: Eukaryota; Viridiplantae; Streptophyta; Magnoliopsida; Malpighiales; Salicaceae.